AUGGCCUUGAGCACAGUGCGGGUAGUGGAGUUGGAUGGCAGAUAUCCUUCUUCCUUCUGCAGCAUGAUUCUAGCCGACUUCGGAGCACAGGUGACUCGUGUGGUUUGGGACCGUGAAUAUUUCCCAAACUUUGUGAAUCGGGGUAAGAAGUCGCUGGCUCUAAACCUGAGAACUCCAGAAGGUGCCGCGGUCCUUGAGCAAAUCUGUCUUCAGUCUGAUGUGUUGAUUGAUCCUACGCCUGAAGGGGCCCUGGGGAGAGGGAAGAUUUUGCCAGAGGACAUGUUACAGAAGAAUCCAAGACUCAUCUACGUGAAGGUUUCUGCUGGAGUGGACUUAUCCAGUAAGAAUUCCCAAAGCAAAGGGCAUGAUAUUAACUUUUUGGCUCUGUCUGGUGUGUUGUCCAAAUUCGGCCGGAAAGAUGAGAUACCACAGGCACCCCCAAAUGGACAGGGUUCCACAAUCGGAGGAGGAGUUCUUGGGGCCUUGGGCAUCGUGAUGGCUCUUUUUGAACGUGCCCAGUCUGGGAAAGGACAAACAGUUAAUGUAAAUUUGAUAGAAGGUACAGCUUAUGCUAGUUCUGUGCUGUGGUACCUGCAGAAUAUGGACUAUUAUAACAAAGCAAGGGGAGAAAAUCUACAUGAUGGUGGUUCGCCCUUCUAUCAAACCUAUCAGACCUCUGAUGGGAAAUUCAUGGCCGUGGGGGCCUAUGAACCCCACAUCUACGAGAAAUUUCUGAAGGGCCUCAGCCUCAAUCCUUCAGAACUUCCCAAGCAGAUGAGUUCACCAGACUGGCCGAGGCUGAAGACACUCUUUGCAGAUAUAUUUUCGAAGAAGACGCAAGCACAAUGGUGUGAGAUCUUUGCAGACCUGGAUGCAUGUGUGACCCCUGUUCUGACAUUUGAUGAUAUUUCUCAACUCGUGAAGAAGAAGGGAAGCACUUCUUUUAUCAUGGACCAACAGGAUGUGGUAGCUCCCAUGCCAGUGCCAUUUUUGUCCAAAACUCCAGCUUCUGUCCCUUCCACACGCAUUGCGGUCCUAGGAGAACACUCUGAAGAAAUACUCACCAAAUAUGGAUUUAGGAAAGAAAAAAUAGCCCAACGCCUCGAUUUGGGAGUCAUUAAAAGCAGUAAGGCAAAAGCUAAUCUAUAA
Messenger RNA from Rhinolophus ferrumequinum (greater horseshoe bat), 1149 nucleotides. Its product is annotated as alpha-methylacyl-CoA racemase-like. Gene Ontology annotation, biological process: bile acid metabolic process. The coding region runs from base 1 to 1149 and encodes 382 amino acids. Gene Ontology annotation, molecular function: alpha-methylacyl-CoA racemase activity. The record is from RefSeq and is a predicted model, not a curated record. The transcript has a single exon. Gene Ontology annotation, cellular component: mitochondrion. NCBI's taxonomy places the organism in Eukaryota, Metazoa, Chordata, Mammalia, Chiroptera, Rhinolophidae.